CUGACAUGAGAAAGAACAAGCUGGUUUAACGGAUCCCUUUCAGGAUACAUUUGAAGGUUAAGCAACUAAAGAUCUCAGCUAAUCUGAUGUAAUCUGCUGUUACUAAAUGGAUGUCUGCAUUUGCAUUCGUAGCAUGCUGCACACGCAUGUGUCGGAAUAAAGUCUUCAGUUUUUUUGGUGUCAGUUGUGCUGGGAGGAAGCCAUGUAUCUGCUUUUUUACUUAUACCUCAUAAUGAGUGUUUCUGAAAAAGUGCAUGGUUUUUGUCCUUCUCAAUGCACUUGCGUUUACCACGGCAGAAGUGAUGGCACUGGAACAAGGUCUGUGCUCUGUAAUGACCCCGAUAUGUUUGAGAUCCCUGUGAACGUUCCUGUGGAUACUGUAAAACUUCGUAUAGAAAAAACUGUCAUACGGAGGAUUCCCACUGAAGCCUUUUACUAUCUAGUAGACCUCAAAUAUCUGUGGGUAACUUACAACUGUGUUGCCAACAUUGAUAUCAGCAGCUUCUACAACCUGAAACAACUGCACGAGCUCCGGCUGGAUGGUAACCUGAUCUCGACUUUCCCUUGGGAGUCGCUGGCAGAGAUGCCCAACUUGAGGACUCUCGAUUUGCAUAACAAUAAAGUGACCAGCAUUCCAGCCGAGGCUGGCAGGUACCUGAAGAACCUCACCUACCUGGACAUCUCCAGCAACAAGCUCACCACCCUGCCCUCAGACCUGAUGGACAUUUGGCCGCCCUUCUCAGAAGUUGUCCUACCCAAGAGCACAGAUAUUCUGGGAACUCAGAGAGUCAUUUUGGGUUUGCAGGACAACCCAUGGUUUUGUGACUGUCGCAUUUCAAAGCUAAUAGAAUUUUCCAAAAUUGUGGACAACUCCAUUGUACUUCUUGACCCACUGGUUACAUGUAGUGGACCAGAGAGCUUGGCAGGGAUCUUGUUCCAGAGAGCUGAGUUAGAACAGUGUCUUAAGCCAUCUGUGAUGACAUCAGCAACCAAAAUCACAUCCCCUCUGGGAAGCAAUGUUCUACUACGCUGUGAUGCAACCGGAUACCCAACACCGCAGCUUACUUGGACUCGAUCAGACAAUGUACCAGUGAACUAUACGGUAAUUCAAGAAACACCUGGAGAAGGUGUCCGAUGGUCCAUACUAAGCUUGACUGGGAUUUCGUACAAGGAUGCAGGGGAAUACAGAUGUAAAGCAAAGAAUUUAGCGGGAAUGUCAGAAGCUGCUGUUACUGUCACAGUGGUUGGUGUCGUUACUACCACUGUGUUGCCACAGAAGUAUGGAAGGAAGCAGGAGGCUGAGAGACAGAAUACCACGCUGGAGGAAUCCAAGAAGGAACCUGGAACAACCACACCUCUUGUCAUCGUAUCAACUACCACAGCACAGGUUACCCCUGAAAGAUCAACAAAUGCCAGGGUUACUGACAAGAAGCAAUCCAGAUCCAUGGUCGAUGGAAAGAAAAAUUCAAAGACAGUGACAAAUGGAAGCAAAAAGCAGACUGGGGACAUGAGCAAGAGAGGUGAGGAGGCAAAGCAGACUGAGGAGACAAGGAAGGAAGGUGAGGAGAAUUUAUUCAAGGCCGCAGCUAUGGCUGAGCAAAAUGUUACUGUGAAGGACCUAAGGGUGAUCAGUGAAACAGAUGAAAGAGUGACCUUGACUUGGAAAACUGUCGAUGCCACAAGUAAUGCUGCAGUGACUGUGUUAUAUUCAAAGUAUGGAGAUAAAGAAAUGUUGCCUCUGAGCACUGAUUCUAGCAAAAACAAAGUCACAAUUGACGGUUUGCAACCUAGUACUCAGUAUAUGGCAUGUGUUUCACCCAAAGGAGUGCCACCUACAAAAGAGCAGUGCAUUAUUUUCACUACUGACAUGUUAAAUGAUGAAAGUGGCUCUCAGUUUUCUAUUCUGAUAAUGGCCAGCAGUGCAGCAUGUGUAGUUGUUUUACCUUUGAUAAUUUUCUUACUCUACAAAGUUUUAAAACUUCGUGUGAAACCCAAAGCUCCUAAGGAAGCUGACCUUGCAAAAGAGACUUAUGUGAAAUUUGAAACACUCUCUCUCAAGCCUCGAGCAGUGAACGCAGGAGGAGAGCUCUGGGCAAGAAGGUACACAGAUGAGUCGGAAAGACUUCUCCUUUGCUCUAGGUCAAGUAUGGAUUCUCAAAUGACCUUCAAAAGUGAAGGCUCUAGGUCUGAGUAUCUCUGUUGAACAUGGGUGAGGAUGGAGGAGAUGGAAUAUACAAUGGGUAAAAUUAUCUAAAAUGAUGAUACUGCAUCAGGAAGCAGGUUGGUGUCAGGUGAUGGUCAGAAUAUAUCAUCUGAUAUCAUGGACCCUACCGGAUGGGUAGAGUGGUGGAUAGGAGAGGGAACUGAAGAUUUUUUUUUGUAUGUUUGUGACUUUGGAUGUGAAGAAGUGGCAUUCUUUGAAAGAUAAAUAUAGAAUGGAAUGGUUACUUGCUUAAAGAUCUUCUAUUUCUUCUUUAAUUAAAACAUCAUUUUGUUUUCUCUCAUUUAACUGUACGAUGUGCUCAUUGUAUGAAUCAAACGUUAUCACAACUUUCAUAAAAACUAUGUAUUUAAAAAUGAUAGGAAAAAAGCUUAAAUCACUUUUACUAAAGUUGAAGCUUUGAGGAUUUCUCAUACAGCUCUGUUUGUAAAGUAUAUAGAACUGGAAGUGAUCCUAAGUAGCCACAGUUUAUGGACUCCUGAGAGCUACGAUAUACAUCAUAUUGUCAUUUUGAAGGUGCUGUGGUGUAGGAGCCUCUUUAGUGUACUGAAACUCGGGUAAGAUGUCAUUAUGAGUAACUCUGGGAGUGAUACUGUAUAUUGACACUGUGAAAUUACAGCAAAGGAUCUUAUUACAAAAUCCUAGCCUUAGAAUUUACUUGCAUUCAUGUGGCUAUAUACCUCAAUUUCAGAAAUCUCUGUAGAGAGAAUUUCAUGGCAUUUCGUAAUACAAAACACAAUGUCACAUAGCCGUAUAUUACACAGAUAUUAUACAGUAUUAUAUACUACACUGUAGUGCUAGAAUAUACUUUGAGAUACAGUAGGCGGAAGUCUUGUCCUCUGGCCACAUUGGAUGCCUACUGAAGUUUAAUGAACAUUAUCAAAGAUAAUGGUGAGAAUGCUUCUCAAUCUUUAGAAAAUCCAGUAUUAGUAAUAACAAUGAAUGUAGAAUUACCUGUUACUAAUAAUAAUGAACUGUCUAUUCUGAAGCUGCUUUUUCAAUGCCUGAAUUAAAUGACAGAAAUGUACUGUUUAAGGUUCAGGUAUUAUGGUUAGAAUUGUGUGAAUUAGAAAUCACAUUUUUUUCCUAAAAAUGAAAACUACUGUUUUCUUGAACCUUUUUAUACCUGGAAGAACUGUUUACUUUACUUGGAAAUUGGGAAUCCUCUCUUUCCAAAGUGAGAAACGUUACUUCGCAGCUACAAACCAAAGCUUAGUUAAUUAAAUUCAAAAUAAUGGCAUUUCUUGGUGUCAUUAGUAUAGCAUUAAAUUUUACCCACUGGAAUGCUGGAGAUCUUGUCUUGUUUAAAGCAUAGGCUGAUGAGGAUAACUCUUCGUCACAAAGAAACAACAUAAAUAAGAUUAUGGCAGAAAACAAACACACUCAAAAAUUUCCAUAGCAUCUACAUGUCAGGGCUCCACAGUCAGGGAUAACAGGACCCAUAUCUGAGACUGAGGGAAUUGUGCUAAGGAAGCAAGUGAAAUGUUCAAAAAUGCAAAAUUAAUUUACCUGCAUGUGCUUUUAGAAUUCACCUUAGUGUUCCUUCUGUGUGGUUAAAACGGGAUCUAUCUUGUAAGCCCACGGAUAAUUUUGAUUUCAAUGAAAAUAUUUUUAGUUUUCUGAGUGGAAUAUUUUGACUUUCAAUGUAUUUUCUUUAUUUGGUAUUUUUUAAGGAGUUUCUUGUGUCAAAAACAUAGUUUGUCUGAAAAAAUAUUUGUGAUAAAGUUUAACAAGAUCUGAUGUGUUAACUUGACGUGUUACACUAUUUGCCUUCUAUUCUCCAUGUAGACAGUAUAGCUAGCAGCUGUUGCUGAAGGUUUUCCCAAUGAAAAACACUGUUUUUCAUCAAUAAGAGUGAUUAUUUUAUCCUUUACUUUUUAAUUUCUGGAGAACAUUUGAUUUUAGGUUUCAAAGCUCUACAAGAAACUUGAAUCUAAUUUUAGAGUGAUUUUUAGAUGCUAUGUAAGUGUAUCAGAUUGUGGCAGUGCAAAGCUUAUUUGAGAGAGCUCAUUUGCAAACAUGAAACCUGUUGGUUUGACUAAACUUUGAGGAAUUAAUAUGUUUUAAAGUUUGGAAUGAGUUAGGACCACGAGUGCUAUCAGUAUAUUGAACAUGGAGUGUAUUGUGAAGGGCGUAGUUUUUUUCAAGCGAACACUAUAUACAUUAUUUUUUUCCACAGUUCCUGAAACAAUGGAGUUAUAUACCCCAAACGGGUAUAUAUACCUCAUGUCAAAAGUUUUGCUGGAGAAUUUAGAUAGGAAUUGAGUGCACAGUAAAGAAGUGCAUACUAUAUCACCCAGGGUUGGUGUAAUUGAAGAGCUGAAGAAGUACUUCUUGGAACAGAUGAAAGUUUUUAUACUGUAAAUUCUUAAGAUUCAUUAUAGAAUCAUUACAAGAUAGAUUAUGGGUAACAAAAAUCUAUUUGUCUAGUGUCUUUUGAAAUGCAAUGCUGAGUGAAUCAUCAUGAUGAAUGAGAAUGCAACCUAUGGCUGGCUGGAAGGAGUCUUUGGAGAAGAUUUGACCAAAGUUAAUGUGCUGCCUUUCAUACGUUUUUGCACUUUGUUGGCUCAAUUCAUCCCACGUUUCACCAGAAAAGUUAGAAUUUUUUUAUACAUUACCUACAAUGAAAUAACUGAACUGAAUUCCAAAUAGACUCCAUUUUUAUUUAAAACUUAAAUGGGUCUUACCAUUCAUUAUAGUUAAACACAAUCCUAUCUUCAAUGUGCACUUACUAAGCCAAACUUUUAAGUCAUGUUUUAGUCCUUGCUGUUGCCCACACUAGAUUUUGUAUUCUUUGCACUACUGUAAGUCUCAUACCUUUUUCCCAGGUAUGGGAUUAGGAAAGAGAAUUCUUUCAUGUGUACCGUGAAAAUAUCUGUAAUAGCAAAAUAUAUAUUCA
Molecule: messenger RNA, 5120 nt
Organism: Numida meleagris (helmeted guineafowl)
Lineage: Eukaryota; Metazoa; Chordata; Aves; Galliformes; Numididae
Gene: LRIT3
Product: leucine rich repeat, Ig-like and transmembrane domains 3
Exons: 4
Coding region: 203-2203 (666 amino acids)
Molecular function (GO): protein binding
Source: RefSeq, a predicted model, not a curated record